AUGAAAAAUGAAAAGAAGCUGGUAGUUGGUAGUCCGAAUCAAAGAAAUUGGAGAGGGAUACUUAUAGCCCUACUCGUGAUCGUAGCUGUUCUAGCGCUCAUUGUAACAUCUGUGGUUCUAUUAACACCCCCUGAUGAAGGGCCCAGGGUUAAGGGUAGAAGGUUGAAGAUACAGGAUCUGCUAACGGAUGAACUGGUGCCUGUUAGAUGGAAUGGAACGUGGAUAUCUGGUGACGAAUUCGUGUACAGAGACUCGUGGGGUGGGAUCAGCCUGAUGUUCGCGGCGAACCAAACAACGAAGACAUUAAUGCCUAAUACUACUUUUAGAGUUCUAGAACCAGCUUCGUUUUCGCUGUCAGCGGACCGGCGUUUUUUACUUCUUGCGCACGCGCCGCGCAAGAUACACCAAUACUCCUACUUAGCGAGAUACACGGUCUAUGACAUUCUUACUACAGAGUCUUACCCACUCACGCCUUUACCAGAUGACGUUGGAGGAGGUGUAAUAACUGAGGGUCCCUACUUGAUCCUCGCGAUGUGGACACCAAAGGGUCAUGGUCUCAUCACUGUAAAAGACUACGACAUAUUCUAUCGACCAGCUCCAAGAUCUUCAACUGGGUAUAGAGUCACCGAUACUGGUAUUCCUGGCAGAAUUUUCAAUGGUGUACCUGAUUGGUUAUAUGAAGUUGAAAUUCUAAAAUCCCGGUCAGCAUUGUGGAUGUCGGCGGAUGGUCACAUGGUGCUAUAUGCGACAUUCAAUGACUCUCUCGUCCACGAACAAAAGUACCCCUGGUAUGGAGCGGCUUUAGAGACGGAUGACCCAGCUAAGACCUAUCCAGAAAUAAGAAGCGUGCGAUACCCAAAGCCCGGUACAAACAAUCCUGUGGUCAAACUAACGGUGGCGGACAUCGCAGAUCCCAAACACAUCCGGACGCGGCAUCUCACGCCACCCAAAAUUAUUCUUGAAGAAGGAGAUUACUACUUCACAAGCGCUCAAUGGGUUUCGUUGACUGAAGUAUGCGUGGUGUGGCUCACGCGGGUGCAGAACUUGUCGGUAGUGUCUGUUUGCAAAAGUCCCAUGUGGUACUGUCAAGAGGUGUACAGAAUAUUCUCCGGGACAGAAGGGUGGGUGGAAUCUGCACCAACACCCUUAUGGUCGUCUGGAGGCGGUGCCUUAGUGACCCUUGCGCCAGUACGUGAUGGACCGGCCGGACUCUUCCGUCAUGUAGUGCGAGCGGAACACAACUCACACGGUCCACGAGCUUUGCCUCUCACUCAUGGAAGCUUUGAUGUUGUAAAGCUUUUGGCAUGGGAUCAUGGAAAUCAACACAUCUACUAUUUAGGUAUACCAGAAGGAAAGCCAGGGCAGCAACAUUUAUACAGAGUGUCGUCAGAAGCACCCCGUCCCGGCACGCCUCAGAAAUUGCCAUACUGCGUUACAUGUAAUUCUCAACCAUCCCCAUCGAUUAAUCUGGAGUUCUACGGUAACUUGGCGUCAUCCGGUGACAGCGGAUGGGAUACAGAUUGGGAUGAAGAGUUGCCGGUCACUUCUCCCGCUCCCUCGAAGAAGAAGAAGAAAAAACAACCUGAAAAUAUACCACAAAAUCUGCCGUGCUUGUACCACGACGCCCACUUCAGUCCAUCAUCUACGUACUUCGUCCUGGAGUGCCUGGGGCCCGGGGUGCCGACGUCGAGCCUACACAAAAUAUCUUUACCAGAUCCACGGCUGUUGAUGCAUUUAGAAAACAAUACUGCAGUGAAGGAAAGGCUGUCAGUAAUAGCGUUGCCGACGCCUAGAACUUUCUCGGUACAACUAUCCAGUGGACAAGCGGCGAGGGUGAGGCUACUGUUGCCUCCUGGUCUAAGAGAGGAUGAAGUUACUAAAUAUCCUUUGGUUAUGAAGGUUAACGGUGCUCCCGGCACCCAGUUAGUGACAGAGCAGUGGUCACUAGACUGGGGGUCGCUCGCGGCAGGCGCGGGCGCUAUACUGGCGGCGGUGGACGCGCGCGGCGCGGGCGGGCGCGGGCUGGCCGCCCACCACACGCUGCACCGCCGCCUUGGUACUGUUGAGUUGAAGGACCAGCUAGAAGUUGCUGAAUAUCUCCGGGAUUCCCUCCACUUCAUAGACGCGCGUCGCGUGGCGGUGUGGGGCCGCGCGCACGGCGGCUUCCUCGCGACGCUCGCGCUCGCCAGCGACUUACGCGUGUUCCACUGCGGGAUUGCCAUCACGCCCAUUAUUAGGUGGCGAUAUUAUGCAUCAGCAUACUCAGAGCGCUACAUGGGAUUCCCCAACGCUACGGGGAACUACCGCGGGUAUGCAGACGCUGACGUCACAAAGCAAGCGGCCGCACUCAAUGACAAGAUGCUGCUUCUAGUACACGGCACUGCUGACGACAACGUGCACGUGCAGCAGACGAUGGCGUUAGCGAGGGCCCUCUCCGACCAGGGUAGCACUUUUAGACAGCAGAUUUACCCGGACGAAGGGCACAGCCUGUCCAACGUGCGCAAGCACCUGUACCGCACUAUGUCGGCGUUCCUCGACGACUGCUUCCGCAAGCAGGUGCCGCCCGAGACCAAGGCCGGCCUGCGGAACGGCGGCAACCUCGAC
Brenthis ino (lesser marbled fritillary) is the source of this 2604-nucleotide messenger RNA. The record is from the annotation of a GenBank genome assembly. Lineage: Eukaryota; Metazoa; Arthropoda; Insecta; Lepidoptera; Nymphalidae.